CACGGACCCCUCGGCGCCCUGCUGAGCCCGCGAUCCUUUCCUGCCUGUGACCAACCGGCGCUGCAGCUUAUUGCCUGGCAAUGCCGUUUGGGUGUGUGACUCUGGGGGACAAGAAGAACUAUAACCAGCCAUCGGAGGUGACCGACAGAUAUGACUUGGGACAAGUCAUCAAGACCGAGGAAUUCUGUGAAAUCUUCCGGGCCAAGGACAAGACAACGGGCAAGCUGCACACGUGCAAGAAGUUCCAGAAGCGGGAUGGCCGCAAGGUGCGGAAGGCAGCCAAGAACGAGAUAGGCAUCCUGAAGAUGGUGAAGCAUCCCAACAUCUUGCAGCUGGUGGAUGUGUUUGUGACCCGCAAGGAGUACUUCAUCUUCCUGGAGCUGGCCACGGGGAGGGAGGUGUUUGACUGGAUCCUGGACCAGGGCUACUACUCGGAACGAGACACGAGCAACGUGGUGCGGCAGGUCCUGGAGGCUGUGGCCUACUUGCACUCACUCAAGAUUGUGCACAGGAACCUCAAGCUGGAGAACCUGGUUUACUAUAACCGGCUGAAGAACUCAAAGAUUGUCAUCAGUGACUUCCACCUGGCUAAGCUAGAGAAUGGCCUCAUCAAGGAGCCUUGUGGGACCCCCGAAUAUCUGGCCCCAGAGGUGGUAGGUCGGCAGCGGUAUGGACGCCCUGUGGACUGCUGGGCCAUUGGAGUCAUCAUGUACAUCCUGCUUUCAGGCAACCCACCCUUCUAUGAGGAGGUAGAGGAAGACGACUAUGAGAAUCAUGAUAAGAAUCUCUUCCGCAAGAUCCUGGCUGGUGACUAUGAGUUUGACUCUCCGUACUGGGAUGAUAUUUCGCAGGCAGCCAAAGACCUUGUCACAAGGCUGAUGGAGGUAGAGCAAGACCAGCGAAUCACUGCGGAAGAGGCCAUCUCCCAUGAGUGGAUUUCUGGCAAUGCUGCUUCUGAUAAGAACAUCAAGGAUGGUGUCUGUGCCCAGAUUGAAAAGAACUUUGCCAGGGCCAAGUGGAAGAAAGCUGUCCGAGUGACCACCCUCAUGAAACGGCUCCGGGCGCCAGAGCAGUCCGGUGCGGCCGCAGCACAGUCUGCCUCAGCCACAGACACGGCUACCCCUGGGGCUACAGGUGGGGCCGCAGCUGCGAGUGGAGCUGCCCCAGCCCCUGGGAGCAGUGCCACCCCAGCCACGGAGGGUGAUGCUGCAUGUGCCGCAAAGAGUGAUAAUGUGGCCUCCGCAGACCGUAGUGCCACCCCGGCUACAGACGGCAGUGUCACCCCAGCCACUGACGGCAGCGUCACCCCAGCCACCGAUGGGAGCAUCACCCCGGCCACUGACGGCAGUGUCACCCCAGCCACUGACAGGAGCGCUACUCCAGCCACUGAUGGGAGAGCCACGCCAGCCACAGAAGAGGGCACUGUUCCCGCCACCCAAAGCAGUGCCACGCCAGCUACCAAGGCAGCUGCCACCACUGAGCCGGCUAUGGCCCAGCCGGACAGCACAGCCCUAGAGGGCGCCACAGGCCAGGCUCCACCCUCUAGUAAAGGGGAAGAGGCUGCUGGCUCUGUCCAGGAGUCUCGGAGGGAGACCAGCUGA
This is a messenger RNA of Lepus europaeus (European hare), 1601 nucleotides long. RefSeq names its product CaM kinase like vesicle associated (gene CAMKV). The transcript has 11 exons. Gene Ontology annotation, biological process: peptidyl-serine phosphorylation. Gene Ontology annotation, molecular function: calcium/calmodulin-dependent protein kinase activity; calmodulin binding; ATP binding. Gene Ontology annotation, cellular component: intracellular anatomical structure. NCBI's taxonomy places the organism in Eukaryota, Metazoa, Chordata, Mammalia, Lagomorpha, Leporidae. The record is from RefSeq and is a predicted model, not a curated record. Bases 81 to 1601 code for a protein of 506 amino acids.